Plasmodium inui San Antonio 1 is the source of this 2754-nucleotide messenger RNA. RefSeq names its product adenosinetriphosphatase. The record is from RefSeq and is a predicted model, not a curated record. The coding region runs from base 1 to 2754 and encodes 917 amino acids. The transcript has a single exon. Gene Ontology annotation, cellular component: nucleolus. NCBI's taxonomy places the organism in Eukaryota, Apicomplexa, Aconoidasida, Haemosporida, Plasmodiidae. Gene Ontology annotation, molecular function: ATP binding; nucleic acid binding.
AUGGAGGUGGAAACGGAGGAGCAAAAGGAAGGCGAUCACACGAGUGAAGUAGAGGAGGAUCAAAAGAAAGACGAUCAAACAAGUCAAGCGGAGGAGGAACAAAAUCAGGAGGAGCACGCGAGUCAAGAGGAGGAAGAGGAAAAGCGAAGUAAUCACACGAGUCAAUCGGAGGAGCAAGAGCAAGCCGAUCACACGAGUCCAGAGGAGGAGGAGCAAAAGCAGGGCGAUCACAAAAAUGAAGCGAAGGAGGAACAAAAUCAAGACGAUCAUACGAGUCAAGAGGAGGGAGAGGAAAAGAAAGGUGAUCACACUAGUCAGCCCCAGGAGCGAAACCCUCUUGACCGCGCGGAUGGGCAGAAUGACCACUUCGAGAGGGGGCAGAACUUCCUCGACUUCGAAAACAUCCUGCUGGACGUGAGGCUCAGGAAGGCAAUCCUUUAUCUCUUCAAAUUUAAGCACCCAACGAAAAUACAGAAAGCAGCCAUUCCACAUAUCCUCCAAGGGAAAGAUGUCAUCAUAAGUUCCAAGACGGGGUCAGGGAAAACCAUGGCCUACCUCAUCCCACUAGUGCAGAACAUAGUGAAGUCAAAUUUAAAUGAAAAGGAGUCAUUGAAAUUCUUUUACAAAGGAAUAAUCCUUGCCCCCACAGAAGAAUUAUGCCUACAGAUUUAUGAAGUAGCACAGACAUUAUGCUCCUACCUGAAGAAUAUCCUAUCAUUUAAUCACAAUAUAAACAAAACAUUUUAUGAUCAUCCAACUGUUCUAGUCACAACCCCUAAACAUCUGUACAAUCACACGGUAGAGUGCAAGAGAAAAUAUAACCUGGAUAUAUUAUCCAAUUUAAGAAUACUCGUUGUUGAUGAAGCGGACAUUUUGCACAGUAGAGAGUUUCAAAAAUGGAUGAACCUUUUGGCUAGCUACCACUUUCCAAAAAAUUAUUCCCAGAAAUAUCAAAUUGUGAUGGCAUCGGCUACACUGAAGGAGAGCCUCGUGGAGAAAACGAAACUUUUUUUGCAUAAGCCUGUUUUUUUAAGUGAAGAAUUGGAAAAGAAUGCAAGUCCCACCAGUCGCACCACCUUCCUUAGUGUAGAUCAUCCAGAGGGCCUUCAUAAGAGGGGGGCUGCUUCCAACCGGGACAGUAGCAGUGUUCCGGUGCGAAGCAACAAGAUGAGUGAUGCUUCUGGGACCCCCAAAGUCAGGGAACCCGUCAUGCAUCAGCAAUUCAGGGGCAAAUCAUUUUGCUACCUCUACCCAGACGAAACGACAAAAUAUAUUUAUCUGUACGACCUUAUAAAUGAGAAAGUAAUUUUGCACAAGUCGAUUAUUUUUACUUCUACCAUCCAUGAUGCAUACAAGAUAAAGAUUUUCCUCACUUACUUUGACAUUGCUUCUUCCAUCCUGAAUCCAAACCAUCCCAUUUUGGUUAGACAGAACAUCAUUUUUGCGUUUAACAAUUAUAAGAUCUUCUUUUUGAUAUGCCCGCAGUAUGAGAAAAAUGCCGCAGCGAGGGGGGGGAGGAAGGGCGACAUGGGCGAUAUGGGCAACAUGAGCGAUAUGGGCGACAUAGACAACAUGGACAGCAUUGGAACUGUUCGCAGUGGGGGGGACACAGAUGAUACGGGGGAUGCGACCAAUCAUGACGACAGCGGCUUUGAUGGAGAUACUAACGAUGCGGAUGCUAACGAUACGGAUCGCGGCGAAGACUUGCGGAGCAACCUGGACGACGGUAGCGAGGAGGAGAAGGACUUCCUGUACAACCGCGGACUCGAUUUCCAAGGCGUGCACUGCGUGGUUAACUUCGACAUGCCCCUGGACACCAAGACCUUCGUGCACCGAGUGGGAAGGACCUGCAGGCUAGACAACAAGGGGAUCAGCAUUUCCUUCGUCAACGAAAAUAAACCGGCGGAAAAAAAACUACUCCAAAAAAUAGGAGCCAAAAAUAUAUGCACCAUAAAUCAUAAGGCAGUGGCACAGAAUAAGGUCGAGAUGUACAGGUACCGAGUAGAAUCCAUCCUCAUCAAAUGCACCAACAAAAAAGUGAAACAUUUUAUUCAAAAGGAGAUCCUUUAUCAAUCUCUCAAGUCGAAGGAGCUGAAAGAAUUUUUCAACUCCAAUGAAGACGAAAAAAGGACCAUCAACAAAAUUGUAAAACAUUUUAACACACACGUCGUGCCACAGAAACUCAUUAAGGACAGAUUGAAAAACUUAUUUUUGAAGAAGCCUAAGAGGAAGGGGAUAAGCAAAAAUGGGAUGAGAAGAAAGGGGAAGGAAAGUGGAGACAUGAGCAGGGACAAAAGGAACCAAAAGCACAAUGGGAUGACCAAUGGAAGGGAAGACGAGAAGAGGGCAGCGCAACAGCACUAUGUUAAAAGUAAAAGCAACGGAUUCGUGCUCACUGAACAGGCAUAUCAAGAUCAGCUCAGGAAGGAACCAGAAACUGAAGUCGCCGACCCGACCAAGCUUCCCCCCAUUUAUGGAAAGCGCUUGCGAAGUUAUGUAUACAACAAGUACGUAAUGGGGAAGCGCCGGAGGGGCAGCAGCGCGCUUGGCGGAAGGGCCAAUAGUGGAAAGGCCAAUAAUGGAAGGGCCAAUAGUGGAAAGGCCAAUAGUGGAAAGGCCAAUAGUGGAAAGGCCAAUAGUGGAAAGGUCAAUAGUGGAAGGGCCAAUAGUGGAAAGGCCAAUAGUGUAAGGGCAAAUAAUGGAAGAGCGAACGGUGGAAGAGCUAACAGUGGAAGGUCAAAUGUUAGCGGCUAG